Messenger RNA from Xylaria bambusicola, 1582 nucleotides. RefSeq lists its product as uncharacterized. Gene Ontology annotation, cellular component: membrane. The coding region runs from base 197 to 1081 and encodes 294 amino acids. Lineage: Eukaryota; Fungi; Ascomycota; Sordariomycetes; Xylariales; Xylariaceae. The record is from RefSeq and is a predicted model, not a curated record. The transcript has 3 exons.
AUAUAACACCCGAGGCGCAGGUUGCGAUACAUGAAAUAAACGAAAUCUAUCUGCCUUUGGAAAGUUACCGCCAGACGUCAACCGCGCAUACUGCGACCGCGCCUAUUUCUCAGCUCGCCAUCUCUGGCGCAUCUGUCAAAAGUCGAGACGCACCGAAUACGGCUCUAGUCAACCGCAUAGCUUAGCGUCCGGCACCAUGGCAUUAUCUGAAAGGCUGAACCUCAAUCCAGACAAUGUCCCCAACAUCAAGUUGGGCCUCCAUGCCGCCCAAGUCGUGCUGGCUUUAGUAAUAUUCAUCCUCGAGAUCAUCGUCUUUAGGGCUGAAGACUCGAAGCUCAAUGGUAACAACGGGUGGCCAUUUGGACUGUGUUUUCUGUCCAUUCCCGCAUGGGUAUAUCUAGCGUUGGCGCCCAGGUAUGAACGGACACGAAGAGCAGCAAACGCGAAUGUCAUGCUUGUGGUAGACGCGAUUUUUACUAUCUUCUGGCUGUCAGCAUUUGCCAGCCAAGCUGCAUACAACACCGCCAACUCAUGUGGGAAAGCUUGCAAGGUUAGCAAGGCCGUAGUUGGUAUCGCCUUUUUCGAGACUUUCGCCUGGAUUUUAUCUACCCUGGUCAGCACGUACACAUUGCGGUAUUACCAACAGAACGGCGAUCUACCCGGUUAUGAAAAGAUGGGUAGUCAUCAGAAUAUUGAUCCGGACAAAGCUGCGUUUUCCAUGGCACCACACGACGAGGAGGCAUACGCGCCAAUCAACAUGGAUGACCAUCAUGACGACCACGAUGAUCAUUCCAGCCGGCCCUACGAUCCUGAUGCGUUCGGCUCCCUUGGCUCACGUCCCAACUAUGAGACCGAAACGUCGUAUACGCCGCACCACACCUCAUCUCCAGCACCACAUGAGAAUCCAUUUGAUAAUAGCUACCGAACUCACGGCUCAGUCUCACCGCAUCCUGACCCGUUCUCUAACGCCUAUGCCACCCAUACCGGACCCCAAAUAUACGCUCCUCCCGCCGCUGACGACUACGAUGAUGGACGUCCUGUCCAAUUCCCUACGGCAAACUACGACAGAACUUUGCAUUAAGCUCUUGAUUUGAUCGAGGAUGUUUAGCGCUUUUGACUAAAACACGGGCGGCUGGUCCAACUGUAUGCAUAUACAUGCUUGGUGUUUGAUGAGUCGGGAUAGGCGAGGAUAGCUAUUGGGUGUCUAAUUUUGUGUAUUGAUUGUCAUCGGUAUCGGCUGGUGUUCCGGAUGUGUUGCUCCUUAUGACUCGGAAGAUACCAGAGGAGUCUCGUCCCCUUUAUAUGGGAAGAUCGGCAUUUGCACCACGGGGUAUAUCGACUCAGACACUUUAUGAAUCACGACUUGUGGGACCCGGUCAGUGCGCACAAGGAUAUUAGAGACUGAAUGAAGUCAGUCACAUCGUGUGUGCGAAGAGCACAAAUACGACCAAUAAGAUGUAGAAUAGUAUCUGUGGCUCGCUGAACUUGGAUUGUUUGAAUUUGAAAAAAAGAAGCCUCUUUGAACGCCCCGACGCCCACCCAAUGCGUUAAACUCGAAUGAUGCCCCUUUACUAGUGCGCGU